ACCAUAAAUUGACCAGGCUGGGUUGCUUGAUGUCAGAGUGCGUUCUGCUGGCCGCCUGAGCACAUCGAUAGGGCUCCACAGAGGAUCUCGUCUUACCUGUAGUUUAGUAACGUUGCAGGAAGAAAAUACAAUUUCAUUUUAAACGUAAAAAUGACGGAAGCUGAUAACUGGGUUGAAGAUUUGGAAGAAAACGCCGCGAUAGCAAGAGUCUUCCAGAACUUGAAUAUCUACGGUGAACGUAUUGGGGAAUCGGGUCGUAAUUCUGAAGAAGGGCUAUCAAAUGAAAGAGUGGACUUUGUUGCAUUGCCUUGUGGUCAUCGAAUGCCGACAGACUACAUCUUUUCCUGGUUCAAGUAUUACAUUAAACAGAAAAAGGCUGAAUUUUCCUGCCCUUGCUUUAAUGUUGAGGGGGAAUCAUGCAGUGUAAAUCUCUCUUAUCAGGAAAUCUGUCAGCUGAUGCCACUGACAGACGAGCAAAGGGAAUUUCUAGAGGAGAGUCUUGCUUCUCUCGUUGCUAGAAUGCUGUUUGACAUUAAAAUGUGUCCUGGAUGUCAGUCUUAUGUGGAAAGACAAGAUGGAGGUAACCUGUGCGUACGCUGCACUAUCUGCACGGCCAACCUGAAUCGAAAAUACUACUUCUGCUGGAAGUGCGGCAGGGACUGGAAGGGGCCGUACACAAAUGCUGUGCGGUGUGAAAAUGACGGCUGUGGAGAGAGAAUGAGCACUUCAGAGCCACUUAUACCAUGCAAUCCUGAGUAUAAAAAGAAAAUGCUUCAAGAAAAGGGAAACGAAAUAUACCCAGUAAAAGACAAAUCCACUGACAGAAAACGUUUGGCACUGCUAAUCAACAAUAUAGAAUUUAAAAACUUACAAAACAGGGCCGGGGCAGACAAGGAUGAACGGAGUAUGGAAGUGCUGCUCGAAGGUUUGGGUUACACGGUGAUCACACUCAGAGACCUCAGUGCACAGGGUAUAUCUGCUGCCUUGCGAGACUUUGCCCAGCGAGAGGAACACGCCCAUUCGGACAGCUGCUUUGUGGUGCUGAUGUCCCAUGGAGAUGCCAGCGGAAUCAGUGGGAUUUUUGAGUCUCCCGAGAAUAAAGAUGAAGAGGACGUUUUUCAAACAGAUGAAAUUUUCAAUUGCUUGAACUCUCUGAACUGUGCUAGAUUGAGAGACAAGCCCAAAAUCAUCCUUAUCCAGUCGUGUAGAGGUGAGCCUCAUCCAUUUCAAGCGACAUUCUUUGGCAAAUGCUGCCCUCAUGUUAUAGAUCAAAAAGGCGACGUGCUUGUCCAGGAUGCUGUACCAAGAUUCAGGAAACAUCACCUUGAAAAAGACUUCUGCUGCCUGAGAUCAUGCACUCCAGAUACUGUGUCCUACAGAAACGAAAAGAAAGGCUCAAAUUUCAUCCAAGACACUGUAGAAAUAUUUAAUCAGUAUGCCCACCAGGAUGAUAUCGAGGAGCUCUUCAGAAAGGUCCUUGACAAGUUUAGGAAUUCACAUCCUGAACAAAUGCCAUGCAAGGAAAGAACAACAUUAUCUAAGAAGUUCUACCUGUUCCCUGGGUUGUAGAACACAGCGAGCACAACUUCUCACCUCGUUAACAUGAUUUAAGCAUGUGUUUAUUUCAGGAGUUUGUUUAAUUUUAAGGAUUUGUUAUCAUUUGAAUGAAUUUGCGUGGGCAUAUAAACAUAUUUAGCUUUGUUGUCCAGCUUACAAUUUGACUCCCCCAACCAAUCUAUAAAUGAAAAUAAAUAAAUGUUACUAUAAGUUGAACUAUACUAUUACUAUCAAAUCAAGAAAUUAAUCUUCUGGAUACUUUACUGUGAAUAUGAUGUAUUGGAUUUUUAUCAAUUUUUUUUACUGCUUGUUUAAAUUAUAAAUAAAUUCUCGACAGUUUACGUGCCAAAUUACAUAA
Puntigrus tetrazona (Sumatra barb) is the source of this 1915-nucleotide messenger RNA. Its product is annotated as caspase a-like. The record is from RefSeq and is a predicted model, not a curated record. Gene Ontology annotation, cellular component: protein-containing complex. Lineage: Eukaryota; Metazoa; Chordata; Actinopteri; Cypriniformes; Cyprinidae. The transcript is spliced from 11 exons. Gene Ontology annotation, molecular function: caspase binding; cysteine-type endopeptidase activity; zinc ion binding. The coding region runs from base 151 to 1569 and encodes 472 amino acids. Gene Ontology annotation, biological process: proteolysis.